Molecule: messenger RNA, 11654 nt
Organism: Octodon degus (degu)
Lineage: Eukaryota; Metazoa; Chordata; Mammalia; Rodentia; Octodontidae
Gene: Akap13
Product: A-kinase anchoring protein 13
Exons: 34
Coding region: 22-7746 (2574 amino acids)
Biological process (GO): adrenergic receptor signaling pathway; positive regulation of canonical NF-kappaB signal transduction; regulation of Rho protein signal transduction
Cellular component (GO): membrane; actin cytoskeleton
Molecular function (GO): guanyl-nucleotide exchange factor activity; MAP kinase scaffold activity
Source: RefSeq, a predicted model, not a curated record
UGAAGCCACAAUUGAAAUAGGAUGGGCUUGCGAUGUUCAUGGUGCUUGGACAGAUGUGUGGAGAAUGCUGGGGAACCAGACUCCUGGAGCAGUUUAUCCCAAGAAUUCCCUUAUGGAGACUGUUCAGUGAGGCAUCAUCGGGAGUUGGACAUCUAUACUUUGACCUCUGCAUCAGAAUCCAACUGUGAACCCGCACUUCCUGGAGAUAGUUGCUCUGGACAUAUUUUAAAACUUAUGGACAUCCAACAGCAGCUAAUGAAAACAAACCUCCCACAGAUGGACAGUCUUAACCUCGCCACGGUGACAGCACAGGAUCCUUGCAGUCUGCCCACUGCCCUGGAGACUAAUGGCCAGAUCCUUCCCUGUGCACCAGCGUCCUCAGCCAGCCAGCAGCUUUCUUCUCCUGAAGAGACUGAGACUAGCCUGUGUUGCCACAAGAGUUCAGUUAGACAGAUUGAAAGUUCCUGUGAUUUGUCACAUCUGAUUGAGGAAGAGAAUACAGACUGUUCUUAUAGGAAGAAAAAUAAAGGCAUGCAGAGAAAAAGGGAAGAGAUGGAGCCUGCACCUACUGUGGAAUCAAGGACUGUGUGUGACCAAAACACCUGCAUUCAGAGCAUGCCUGACUCUCGAGUCAAAGGCACAGAAGGGCUUUCAUCCUGUGGAGACAGAAUUGAGGAAACCGGAACAAAGUCUUCUGGAAUGACCACAGACCAGAAGGCUCUGUGUAUCAGAGAGAAUUUGUUGCAGGAAGACACGAUCACAGAGCUGGCCAGGGCCCAGCCUUCCUCUGGAGGUAAACUGGCAAGCAGGUCAACAGAUGUCAGCACCCCAGAGAGUGCAGGGGAAAUGAAACAUAGCCUCGUGAACUCAGGUGCAGCUGUCCAGAACAGUAUGUGUGAAGCAGGGAAAAGGACAAAGGAAGGAUUUGAGAACUCUAAUAUCAGCAUAGCUGAAACCUCCAAUGUACAGGACACCGGUGAGCCUGUGGAUAACGCCAGUGUUCCAAGCUGUCCCUCUGCCACCACCAUCCUGAGUGGCAACAAACCAGAUAAUUCCUCCCUUACAUAUAGUCUUGGAGAAAUCCCUGGUGAAAAAACAGCAGAAAAUGAAAAUCUGAGAAGUUGUGAGGAGAGUGCCAGUGCUCUCGGAGGUGGGAGCUCUCUGUUGACUCCAGCUGGUGCAAAAGACAGGAUUUCAGAUGGAUUAGAACUGGGCAUUCCUAUAGCAGGCAUUCAUGAGGCUCUGUCACCCUCGGAAUUAACCUUUUCUGCACUAGAAAGAGAUGUGCUGCCAAACUUAGAAAUGAAUUCACCUCAUAUUAAAAACCAAAACAGCAAGUUACUGGUUUGUUCUACAACCGGAAGUGAUAAACUUGGCACUGACUCUGCUUCUCUACAGAACACAGUGACUUCUAGUGGUGAGAUGGUUGCAGAACAUUGCAAUGACAUAGUUGACCUGCCUGGAAUCACCACAGCAGGGCAGCCUAACACACAAGACCCACCCACUGUUUUCUGCCAAGAAGACCCGCAAGCAACUGCAGUCUCUUCUCACCCUUUAAGAGAUAGCCAAGAAUGCAUGGAUUUUUGUCCUCUCAAAGCUUUGGAUAAAAAGAGCCAAGGAAAAGAUUUGAAGGUAGAUACACCUUUAAUAACUGUGCUUGAGGCAGCUUCACAUCUGCAUCCAUUGGUCCCUAAAACUGAGAAAGAACUGGGGCCAGACCAGACAGUACCAUCAGGCAGCACUUUCCCUCUGGCAAGCAGUCCAGGCAGUGAAUCAGUAACCAAAGAUGACGCACUUUCCCUUGUCCCCUCCCAGAAAGAAAAGGGAACAGCAACCCCGGAACUACAUACGCCUAUAGUGUGUAAAGAUGGCCUGGCCAGAGGAGAUUCAGACUGUACUGAUAAACAGCUGCUAGAAGACAGCACUGUAGGCCUGUCCACGUCCUCUGCUGCUGUACAUCUUCAGCCUACCAUGGGGAAUAUCAAUCCUGGAGGACUUACUGGAGAGCAGGAGAGCCCUGGCUCCUCAGCACCCCCUGAAGUACUGGCUGGCUGUUCGCUGCUAAGUGUGGAUAAGGCCACUUUGGACUCUAGCUCAGUUUUGACUGAAGAAGGAGAAAAACUGGCAGUUCUCCAAAACUCUGAAGCUCAGGGACAAGAUGACAAGGAUAAAGCAUUGACGUGCUCCUCCAUUACGAAAGAUGUGCUUUCUUCAGGAAUGUUGCUGGAAGUGCAAAGAAUACCAUCUCCUGGACGGGAGACAUCAGGAUUCUGUGAAAAGCCUAUCUCAGCUGUCUGUACAGAGGACAAAGCAUUUCGGCCCAGUAAUUCACUGGUCCCACCCUCUGCCUGUCUUAAGGAAGAAACUGAACAUAACAAGGAAGUGGCCCCACUGGUCUCCCUGCUGGCUGAAGGUGGGGUCACACAGAGCUUGGUGAUACCAGGAGCCUCUGGUACAGAGCAGAACAGCACACCUCUCUUGCCACAUCUUUUGCCAGAUGUGUCUGAGGAGCUUACAGGCAAUCAACCUUUUGCCCUGGAGGUUGAAGUGAAGAACACUGAACUCCAAAGGAAAAUCAAUGCCUGUGAAGUGAGUGGAAAUGUGACAAUAGGUGUUCCAGGGGUUAAUAGGUUGCAAGGUCCUGAUGGUCCUAGAAGAAAGGCUAUACCACAAAAUAUCCAAGACAUCCCCAUUUCAGAAGUUUUGUUGAACCAAGAAAAGAGUGUGACCCUGAGUUUGCCAGGAGCUUUACCAGACAAAGGUGUGAUCAGCCCACUGGAAGCUACAACCCCAGCAGUGUUGCCUCUUGAUGGAAAGAAAGAAAAGCUGGAGGGAGCAGACCUGAGUUGUAACACAGGUGACUCCAAGGAGAUACAAAUGGAUGAUGAAGCACUGGAGCAUCCCACAGACAUAGGACUCUCAACUUUUGAUGACAAGAUCCCAGCAGUCAGGAGGGAAGUCAAACAGGUCUCACCCUCAGACAAGCAAGCUGCACAUGUCCCUGAGGGGGCAGACUUAGAGGAGGCUGCCUGCCGUAUAGUAGAAGCUGUCAUUGAACGAAUCAAGGCCUCAGGAGCACUGAUUACUGACAGAGAACUCUGUCACAUGUCACUGUCCAGUCCUGAGUCAGGCCUUGUGACUGAAAUACCAGAGAAGGCCUCUACAGAGAAAGUACAUGCUUUCUUGCCUGGGCAGACUCUGCAAAUGGAUGAUGGUAUUUGUGAAGAAGCCACAGAGACCCUCACAGGAGUCUUUGUUGAAAAGGAAGAGCCAGAAAAGUUCACUUUGCCUGUUCAGAAGCCGGAGCCAGCAACAGCAAUGCCAAACACAAAAACUGAAGAUGAAGUGGAUUUUCUAAGUAAGACCAGAUUAAGUUCAGAUUUUGACCAGGUGGCUGUAGGGAAUGGAACUACUACCCCUAAGAUAAAGACCCGUGUGAUAAAUCGUGAAAGUUGGUGUACAUUAGAGCCCUGCCCAGCUGCACCAUCUCUUUUGGCCUCCAAGCAGAGCCCAGAAUGUGAGAACUCGUUGGAUGUUGGACUGGACAGAGAGUAUACCUCAAAAGAAGGUGUACUUCAGAGAGAAUCUGGGAGUGAUUCUGACCUCUUUCAUUCACCCAGUGAUGACAUGAACAGUGUUAUCUUCUCAAAGCCCGAGGUCUGUGAUAUUGUGGGAUCCAGUUCUUCUACAGAUGACACAGUUUCCCUGGAUCGACAUUCUCCUCAUGGCAGUGAUGUGUCCCUCCCUCAGAUUUCAAAGUUAAAUAGGUCCAGAGAUCAGCAAAGUCCUGAUGGCUUCAGCUGUGAUGUGGGCCAAGAAAAUGAGAAAGAGCCUGCUACCCCUGUUGAGAUUGAAGAGGAAGAAAUGGACAGCAUCACAGAGGUACCUGCAAAGUGCUCUGUGAGGAGGAGCUCCAUGCGCUCAUUGUCCCCUUUCCGGAGGCACAGCUGGGGUCCUGGAAAGAAUGCAGCCAGUGAUGCAGAAAUGAACCACCGGAGUUCAAUUCGAGUUCUUGGGGAUGUUGUCAGGAGGCCUCCCAUUCAUAGGAGAAGUAUGAGCUGGUGUCCUUCUGGUGUGCAAUACUCUGCUGCCUUGAGUGCUGACUUUAAUUACAGAAGUUUCAGUCUGGAAGGCUUAACAGGAGCAGCUGGUAUUGGAAAUAAGCCGUCCUCAUCUCUAGAAGUUAACUCUGCAAACUCGAAAGAGCUCAGACACCCUUUCAGUGGAGAGGAACGAGGUGACUCUUUGGUGUCACUUUCAGAAGAGGAUCUGGAGUCACACCAAAUAGAACAUGGAAUGUUUGAUCAGCAGACAUACCACAGAUCUAAACAACAGGGAUUUAAUUACUGUACAUCAGCCAUUGCUUCUCCAUUGACAAAAUCCAUCUCCUUAAUGACAAUCAGCCAUCCUGGAUUAGACAAUUCACGGCCUUUCCACAACACCAGUGCUAAUCUGACUGAAAGUAUAACAGAAGAAAACUAUAAUUUCCUGCCACAAAGCCCAUCCAAGAAAGAUUUUGAAGGGAAGAGUGGAACAAAAGUCAGUCGUACAUUCAGCUAUAUCAGGAAUAAAAUGUCCAGUAGUAAGAAGAGCAAAGAGAAAGAAAAAGAGAAAGAGAAAAUUAAGGAGAAGGAGAAAGAUUCUAAAGAGAAGGAGAAAGACAAGAAAACUGUCAAUGGGCACACUUUCAGUUCCAUUCCUAUUGUGGGUCCCAUCAGCUGUACCCACUGCAUGAAACCUUUUACCAACAAAGACGCCUACACUUGUGCAAAUUGCAGUGCUUUUGUUCAUAAAAACUGUAGAGAAAGUCUGGCCUCCUGUGCAAAGAUCAAAAUGAAGCAGCCCAAAGGAAACUUUCAGGCACAGGACACAUCAUCACUGCCUGUCAUCCUGAGAAACAAACCCUCACAGCCCAAGGAGCGCCCCCGAUCUGCAGUCCUCCUAGCUGAAGAACCCAUGGCUGCCCCAGUGUUUGCUAACAGACGGUCCCAGCAGAGUGUCUGUCUCUCCAAAAGUGUCUCCAUACAGAACAUCACUGGAGUUGGCAGUGAGGAGAGCAUGUCAAACACCUGGAAAUUCCUGUCGCACUCAACAGACUCACUAAAUAAAAUCAGCAAGGUCAAUGAGUCCACAGAAUCACUUACGGAUGAAGGAGUAGGUACAGACAUGAAUGAAGGACAGCUAAUGGGAGACUUUGAGAUUGAUUCCAAACAGCUAGAAGCAGAGUCCUGGAGUCGGGUAGUGGACAGCAAAUUUCUGAAACAGCAAAAGAAAGAUGUGGUCAAACAACAAGAAGUAAUUUAUGAGUUGAUGCAGACAGAGUUUCAUCACAUCCGCACGCUCAAGAUCAUGAGUGAUGUGUACAGUCGGGGGAUGAUGACUGAGCUCCUCUUCGAGCAGCAGAUGGUGGAAAAGCUGUUCCCCUGUUUAGAUGAGCUGAUCAGCAUUCAUAGCCAGUUCUUUCAGAGGAUCUUGGAGCGGAAGAAGGAGUCUCUAGUGGAUAAAAGUGAAAAGAACUUCCUUGUCAAGAGGAUAGGGGAUGUGCUUGUAAAUCAGUUUUCGGGUGAGAGUGCCGAACGUUUGAAGAAGACAUACGGCAAGUUUUGUGGGCAGCACAACCAGUCUGUGAACUACUUCAAAGACCUCUACACAAAGGAUAAGCGUUUUCAGGCAUUUGUAAAGAAGAAGAUGAGCAGUUCGGUGGUAAGGAGGCUUGGAAUCCCAGAGUGCAUAUUGCUUGUUACCCAGCGAAUCACCAAGUACCCAGUUUUAUUCCAGCGAAUAUUGCAGUGUACCAAAGACAAUGAAGUGGAGCAAGAUGACCUGGCUCAGUCUCUGAGCCUGGUGAAGGAUGUCAUUGGAGCUGUGGACAGCAAAGUGGCAAGUUAUGAGAAGAAAGUACGUCUCAACGAGAUCUAUACGAAGACAGACAGCAAGUCGAUCAUGAGGAUGAAGAGUGGCCAGAUGUUUGCCAAGGAGGAUUUGAAGCGGAAGAAGCUGGUGCGGGACGGGAGUGUGUUUCUGAAGAGCACAGCAGGAAGGCUGAAAGAGGUUCAGGCAGUUCUGCUCACUGACAUUUUAGUUUUCCUUCAAGAAAAGGACCAGAAAUACAUCUUCGCAUCAUUGGACCAGAAAUCGACAGUGAUCUCUUUAAAGAAGCUGAUUGUAAGAGAAGUGGCCCAUGAGGAAAAAGGUCUUUUCCUGAUCAGUAUGGGAGUGAAGGACCCAGAGAUGGUGGAAGUCCACGCCAGCUCCAAGGAAGAGCGUAAUAGCUGGAUUCAGAUCAUUCAGGAUACUAUCAACACCCUGAACAGAGAUGAAGAUGAGGGAAUUCCCAGUGAGAAUGAGGAAGAAAAGAAGAUGCUGGACACCAAAGCCCGGGAACUAAAAGAACAACUUCAACAGAAGGACCAGCAGAUCCUCCUCCUACUGGAAGAGAAGGAGAUGAUCUUCCGGGACAUGACUGAAUGCAGCACUCCCUUGCUGGAUGAGGGCUCCCCAACUCAAAGCCCUAGAACCCUCUUCCGCUCCAACGCAGAGGAGGCUCUGAAAGGAGGACCUUUAAUGAAGAGUGCAAUAAAUGAAGUGGAGCUCCUUCAGGGACUGGUGAGCGGAAGCCUGGGAGGCACACUUGCCCAGGCUGUCAGCAGCUCUGCGGAACAAGAAGCCUUGCUUGGCCCCGUGUCCUUGCCACGGAGAGCAGAGACCUUUGGAGGGUUUGACAGCCAUCAGAUGAAUGUGACUAAAGGAGGUGAGAAGGAAGAAGGAGAUGACGGCCAAGAUCUUAGGAGGACAGAGUCAGAUAGCGGUCUUAAAAAGGGUGGAAAUGCUAACCUAGUAUUUAUGCUUAAAAGAAACAGUGAGGUUGUCCGGAGCAUUGUUCAUCUGCAUGAACUCCUCAGCACCCUGCAGGGUGUGGUGCUGCAACAGGACAGCUACAUCGAGGACCAGAAGCUGGUGCUGACUGAGAGGGCGCUGACACGGAGCAUGUCCCGCCCCAGCUCCCUCAUUGAGCAGGAGAAGCAGCGCAGCCUGGAGAAGCAGCGCCAGGACCUUGCCAACUUGCAGAAGCAGCAGGCACAGCACCUGGAGGAGAAACGCCGGCAUGAGCGUGAGUGGGAGGCCCGGGAGAGGGAGCUACGUGAGCGCGAGGCACGGCUGGCCGAGCGUGAGGAGAAGGUACAGCGCGGGCAGCAGGACCUGGACAGGGACUGGGAAGAGCUCCAGCAGAAGAAGGGAGUGUACCAGUGUGACCUGGAGCGGCUGCGCACAGCUCAGAAGCAGCUGGAGCGGGAGCAGGAGCAGCUACGGCAGAACAUGGAGCAGCUCAGCCAGAGGCAGACAGAACGGGACCUGUGUCAGGUAUCGCACCAACACACCAAGCUCAUGAGGAUCCCGUCCUUCCUUCCCAGUCCUGAGGCGUCACCCUUGCCCUCAGUACCUUCAGUGACCAAGUCAGGGUCACUGGACUCAGAACUUUCAGUGUCCCCCAAAAGGAAUAGCAUCUCUCGGACACACAAAGAUAAGGGGCCUUUUCACAUACUGAGUUCAACUAGCCAGACAAACCAAGUGCCAGAGGGGCAGAGCCAGGCCCUUUCCAGUAUUUCCACCUCUACCCGCCUGUUUGGUUUGACAAAGCCGAAGGAAAAGAAGGAGAAAAAGAAAAAGAACAAAGGAAGCCGCUCCCAGCCUGGCGACGGCCCUGCAUCAGAAGCAUCCGCAGACGGUGAGGAGAUCUUCUGUUGACCUCUUUCUCCAGAUCUGGCACCCGUGCCUGCCUGCCUGCUCCUGCCCCUCAGGCACAAGUCUCCACACUGGACAGCCCUUGCUCCUCAGCAUCCAGUCCUGGGCACCCAGGUCCCAUACACAAGAGGAGCAGAUGAUCCUAAGUGGUGGGGCAGGAGGAGGCCCACCCUCCAUUCCAGCCAUGACCUGUGACUGUCCAGGACUUAGUUGGGAAUGGCGCCGCUCGGGACAUUAACCUGAACAUUGUGGGUGCAAGGGAUAAUUUGGGGUGUGACCAGAGCCCCCAAGGGUCUGUGUUUCAUGUGGGGAGCACAACAGAAUCCAGGAGGUAGGGAGGGCUGUGUCUGUGCACAUGUUCAGUGACCCAGCUUCGCUCAGCCCAGGACAGCCACAGGCCUCGGCUUCACACCAUAGUCCACAGAGAGAGGACCCUUGUAAACCACUCUGUGCGUGCAUCACCCCUUUUCUCCAUCUUUGAAGGGGUGACAGACAUCUGUGAAGCCAGUGGUAGGAAUGGUUUAAGGUUAUAUUUCCUCAAAUUCAGAAGAAACUGAUUUUCCAAUGUAUUUGCCUACAGGUUCUAGACACAGAGAGAGUAGAGAGGCAUCUUAUCCUUAUCACUGCAGUGCGACACUUCGGUGUCACUAACCACUCAAAAGAGCCCUCAUAACAGCUCCACUGGGAUAUCCCCUGAGCAGCCAGCUGCCAACCUCUCACCCACACCACAACCCAGCUGUGGCCUAAGGCCUCUCAAGGUCUGCGGGACAACUGCUGAGCAGUGGGUCAGGUGUAGGGUUAAGGCCAGUAUACGGUUUCCACCUGUGCAGACAAGGGAGGUGCUGGCCCUGGCUGGGGCCCAAUCAUUGUAAGGCCUCCCGCAGCAAAACACGGUUUCCUGAAAACCUGUUUAACUCUGAAGUCCUUUAAGAAUUAUGCUGUACCCCGUGAGGAUCACAUGAGCUGCCUGGUUUUUCUUCUCCCUCCCCACUGUUUUGGUCUGUGUGUGCUUGAGGCUUUCACUGCUGGUUUGUGCAGGACAGCUCUUUGGUAAGGACUCCUUCUGAGGCUCCCUGUGCUGCGUUCAGCCUCCUGGCUGAGGAGACCUGAAAAUGCUGUGCUUGUCAGGUGGCCUUCACUUCCUGCUUUUUGCCCUUCAGAAGCAACAGGCUUCAAAUAUUUUUUUCUAAAGACAACAAUCUGUAACUUGGUGCUUGUUGAUGAAUUGCAAGCUGGACUUGCAGAUGAAGAUAAUUUAUCUUUCAGUUUAUUUGAAAGUCUGGUUUAAAAUUUUAGCCUAAAUUUGUUUUAUUUAUUUUUCUGUGUUUGUGUUGUUUUGUUUUUAGGGUGUACCAGUUCUAGCCCAGCAGUUAACCUAGUUGAUCAGUGCAGAGUGCAGCGGCAGCCGGCGCUGGCCACUCCUGUCUUUCAAGUGCCUUGAGAGCCAGAUGGAGGCUGGGGCUGGGGUGGGGCCCAGGGCCUUCUCUCCCCCACUCCCACUCACGCUUUAACCAAGGGGUGUCUCCUUCCUUGAGUGUUAGGAAACUUGCCACCCAAGGACACUCACACUUCAGACAUAGACUUUAGGCCAAACCCAACUUAUUUCUUAAAUGAAACUAAAAGACCCUAAACAGCAGAAAGUCAGCCACUUCCUUCUGCCAGCCCACACAGCUCUGAGUUAGAGCUGAACCUGCCACGACUUUUCUCAGACCCCCAUCAGGCUAGACUGCCUUUCUCAUCACUGGUCCUGAGUGACCUGUAGUGGUUCCACCUCCCACAGCGGUACUGUUGGGAAGGUAGGGCUCCGAGGAAGGCCUAUGCACGGGCAGGAUGACUCAUGCACCCCAGGUGCACUGUGGCCCCUGAGGUGCCGUGCAUCCCUGCAAACGUGACUUUGACCUUCCAGUGUCUGUUUGUCCUCACUAGCGAGGGUGUUUUCCUUGCUUUGGCAGUUUAGGUCAUUUUAAAAAGGCAGCCUUCACCUGUACCCACACCUUACCAACACAGAAAAAUGUGGCCAGGUUCCAGUGGGCCAGGUAAGCUCUCAGAAAGAGGUCAAGUCUUGGCUUCCCCUGAGCUGCUGGCUGCCUCCAGGAAUAAUGUGUGGUGCAGAAAGAGAGCCUCUUACCAGGAACUGUGCUUGCGUUUGCCUGCCCCUCUUCUUUGACUUCUUGGAUGCAUCGCUGCUCCUGGGAGCUCCCCGGGGUGCUGCUGUGGUGCUGAUGCUUAUGCCCUUGAGAACUGCUCCUGUUCCCCAGUCUGCGGGGGCGGGAGGGGGCACACAGGGACCUGGCUGUGUUCCUUACCGCCCCCCACACCAGUCUUCCUCAUGCUAGAGAAAUCAGAUGCCUGAGAUGGUGAUUGAAUCUUGGGGACAGGUGCAAAUACUGUGCCCAGCCUCCAGCUUCUGAUGAACUGCUAGAAGGACACUGCACCUUCUCCUGAAAGUCAUCUCAGUGGUGGUCCUUCCAGUUGGGUGACAUGCACUUUAAAAGCUCUCUCCUCAGUUGGCUCCAUUUUUGAGACAAUCAAAUAUGUUAACUUUGUUUUCUUCUUAGAAAAUGGAGGUUAAAACAUGGAAAUUGUUUUUGGCCUUUGCCAACAUUCCCUCUGCCCCCAGGAGAGCGGUCUUGUGGGGGAAAAAUCCUUACCAAGACUUGCUUGAAAAGGUACGAGCUUUUUGCCUUGCCUGUGUCUCAGGGUUGUACCACCAAGAGCUGCCCCUCUGAGAAUCUUACCACGUUACCUACCCAGGCCUCGAUGACAGUAGCACAGUUUUUCAAACUUUUGGGGUCGUUUGGUCCUUUCUUGGGGAAUAGUGGGGUGGUCUUCAUGCAUAAGGGCUUAAUAAAUGGGUCCCGCCUUAAAUAAAGGGUGGAAGCGCAGCCCAGUAGGCCAGAAACACCUCCGUAGAAGUGCUCUAUAUUACACUUCCAUCCCUAAUGCUCUCCUUCCGCCAGUUUUUCCCAAGGAUUUGGUAUAUGCUCAGAGCUGAAGUUCACUCUGAGGAGGAGUGGCCAUGUGUGCACAGAGGAAGCAGCCCUAGGAGUGGUAUAGGCCAUCCUGGGGAGUGGGAGUCUGUGGCAGACAGAGGUGGGUGUGAGGUGGCCCCAGUACUGCAGAAGGCAUCCAUCCACCCCUGUGCCUGAAGGUGACUGUGGCUGCCGUGGUGGCCAGGGUGUCCUCAGGCCCAGCCGCUGUGCAUGCCUGUGUCCUGGGCUGGCCCUCCAGCCCUGCUAUGCCCAACCCUUCCUUAGAGACCAAGAGGGCAGGUUGCUGGCCUUUGGUUCGGAGUUUUUCUUUGAUUGUAGCAUAACAUUCCUAGUUAACCAGAGCUUUGGAAUCUACUGCCUGCUGGCCAGGUUUUGAAAUAGGAAGGUAUUUUAAUGCUGCCAUUUAUGGAAGGAGGAAGGACGAGGCCUUUCCACACACCUGUUGUCACUUAAGAGAUUGGCAGGCCCUCAGUCACUCUCCAUUUCUCUGAGGUCUGCGGCUGGGCAGGCCUUCCCUGGAGCUGUCCUGCCCUUGGCACUGCCCACUGGGCUGGGGGUCACUGGGCGCUAGGGAUCAGCCCUGGCUUGGCGGUGCUUGGCUGGGCCGGAGUCUCCUGCCCUAGAGCAGAAAGGUGGGGGGUUGCUCUCGUCAGUGGUUCCCAAAUGCUGUAUGAACAUUCUGUGCUAAGCCUGCUAAAUAAGAUGGGUUAAAACCCAAACGCUGUAUAUUAAUUUGUAAUUAUGUAUAAAGUGAAGCAGUUUUAAACUGUAAAGAUUUUUUUCAGUGUUUUCUGGCAUUUGCCACAACAUACUGGCUUUGUAUUUUAUUUAUCUUCAUUUCUAGUUAUUGGCUUCUGACUCUUGUAAAGUCCCCUUCAGCCCUUUCCAAAAGAAAAUAAAUCACCUUUGAAGUCUUGA